AUGGCAUUUCAUCGACCACAUCCUAAGAGAAUAUCUCAUGAACCAGUAUCUAAUCGAGAAUUGGAAUUGGAGCAGGUAAAUCAAGCUUUAAGAGAUGAGUUAUCUAACGAAGUUUCAAUCAAUAAGUCAAAUGAGAAAUACAUAAAUGAGCUAGAGCACAAAUAUACCCAGUGUGAGAAAGAAAUCCAAUCCCUCAAUAAAGAACUGGAAUGGCUUGAUAAUGCUUUGGAGGAAGAAAAGGCGGAGUUGAGAUCGGAGAUAGCGUCCCUUAAAAGAAGCUUAUAUCAAGCUAAAAAGGAAAUCCGAGAUAAGGUAUCCUAUACUGAUAUUAUAGAGAAGCAAUUACAAGAAUCAGAAGAGCGGGUUCAAAAUCUAAGGCUUAGAUUCAAAAUUAUUUCUUCAAGAAGAAGCUCUCCUAUCUUAUAUAAUUCAGAAGAAGAUACAGAUAUGGCACAUAUAGACCCCUUUAUAAAUAUCACUAGAGGAUUAAAUCGCCUUGAAAACCAUUUCACGGGGGGUACACCCUUAAUUAAUCCUGUCAAUAUUAUCCAAGGUAUGUAUGGCACUUUAAAUACUAUUUGGGCUAAUUAUCAAAGAAUAGACCAGGAUUUAGAUGAUGUUACAAAUCAACGAGAUGCUCGAGAUGCGCAAAUAGUACAAUUACAGCAAGAUGUCAAUCAUUUUAGACAGCAAAAUAUUGCUUUACAAAAUCAUGUUAACCAACUUACACUAGAGCGUAACAAUUCUCAGAAUGAUCUUGCUUUGAUGACUACAGCUUAUUAUAAUGAACGGGAAGAACGUCAACAUUGGUGGAGGGUAGCUAAACAAUUGGAAAAAGGAAUGCAGAUGCGGAUUAAUACUUUAUUACUUGAUAAGCUUGCACUUAAUUUUAAACUCCGGAGGUGUCAAAGACAUGGACAAGAACCACCAGAUGACUAUUGUAAUAAAAUACAACAAGCAAUUGCUUAUGCAGAUACAAUGAUUGCUGAUGCUAAUAAUACAAAUGCCAAUACUUUUACAAAUGCCCAUAAAGCAGAUAUCUAUAAAUCAAAAAUGGCGGGUAAAUAUGUUCCAGUUCCUGCGCAAUAUCCAAAUGGAACAGAUAUUGAUACACCUGAUAGAUUCAAAGCUUGGAUUAGAUUUAAAUAUCACGAAUUAACUGUAGGAACUGCAACUGUUGGGGAGGACUUGAAUAAUUCAGGAAUGACCCUUUGUCGAACCAGCUCAUCUACAAAAACAGAUGACAUUUUAAAUCUAUCUUUGGUCUCUUCAUCCCUAAUUAGCACACCCUCAGCUGUUAAGAAUUCUGCUAAAUUUCUUUCUUCAUUGUCAACAAUCUGUACUAAAUCAAAGAAUCCUAUGAAUGUAGAUCGAAUAAGUUGCAUGGCUUUCCUGGCUUUAUCCUUGGAUCAUUUAGAAACUAUUGCUAUGAGAUUAGGUUAUCCAGAUGAUGAAUCACAAAAUCCUGAUGAUUUAGCAAAUUUUAUUGAAUAUGAAUUAUAUAAUAGAUUAGGUUAUGAAAAUUAUAAUCUUAGAAAAGAGCCUUUUGGCAGUAGACGAAAUUCUCCUGUCAUAGAAAAAACCAAUGUCCUAAACCAAAGAAAAGACCUACUAAAAAGACUAAUUACGCAAUAA
This is a messenger RNA of Entrophospora sp. SA101, 1635 nucleotides long. Lineage: Eukaryota; Fungi; Glomeromycota; Glomeromycetes; Entrophosporales; Entrophosporaceae. The record is from the annotation of a GenBank genome assembly.